Molecule: messenger RNA, 1720 nt
Organism: Xylaria bambusicola
Lineage: Eukaryota; Fungi; Ascomycota; Sordariomycetes; Xylariales; Xylariaceae
Product: PINIT domain-containing protein
Exons: 4
Coding region: 265-1707 (480 amino acids)
Biological process (GO): protein sumoylation
Molecular function (GO): zinc ion binding; SUMO ligase activity
Source: RefSeq, a predicted model, not a curated record
ACUCCUGGGUUGUGAUGAGAGAGACCAAUGUGCCAAUACAUCGCCAAUCCUUUCACCUGCAUACAUAUUCUUCACUUCCCACGCUUGUCACCGGAGAGACACCUGCACUAUUGGAGCCCUGUUCCCUUCGUUGUACUAUCUGGCAGCACUACCACAUGCCUGACACGCCUCUCAUGUUCCUCUUGCUCUCUACCAUAGCCUAUCAACUCAUCCUAUCCUAAUUCGAUUUACUUGAAAGUGCUUCCAUCUAACCUGAUUUCUUCAAUGAUAGCACUCAUUGAGAACUAUACCGCCGCCCCUUAUAACUUCCGCAAGAUACAGGAGAGUAUCAACAACAUAGUGCGUGGUUCUUCAGGGCCCACUCCACAGCAAAACAUGGCGAACCCCUUCCCGAAUGGUAACUACAAUUACCCUCCUGGAAGGGCCUCCGACUAUGCGUCACAGACGCACCGAUAUCCUGGAGCAAGUAACUCAACACAGUCACAGGGCAGUUAUGGAUCUAGUACGGCAGGUGGCAAUACAUUGAGCUACUACAGGAAUGCGCAUCAGAAUAUGCGUGAUUUGCAAUUCAAACCGUCGCCCUUUUACUCCAUAAUAUCGAGGAUUGGCGAUAUCCGUACCUGUGACAUUAUGAGUCAACACAGGAGCACUGUCGUUAUUCCCGUACGUGUCGGAGACCACCCAAAUCUCGUCAACCUCUCAAGCGAUAAAUCAUACAGAGUUAUGGUGUUUUGCGCAGGUGACCGAGAUAAUGUCCAAGAUAUCGCUUUUCCUCAUCAAAGCGAGUUCAAGGUGAAUGGGGGGGACAUAAAAGCGAACCUGCGGGGCUUAAAAGGGAAACCAGGAACUACACGUCCUGUGGAUGUGACGAGCGCACUGCGCCUCAAGCCAGCAACUUAUAAUAAUACCAUUGAGUUCACAUACGCAUUGACCAACAAGGUGAAGAAGCACGACCUGCCUCCCGCAACUACAAAAUUUUACUUGGCGGCGUAUCUUUGUAAGAUGGUAACCGUUGAUGAACUAGUCACGAAGAUACGGGGAAGAAAGAUCGCAAAAGCCACAGUCAUCCAAGAGAUCAACAAGAAGGCAAACGACCCGGAUGUCGUAGCUACAUCAACUGUUCUAUCUUUGAAGUGUCCGCUUAGCUAUGCAAGGUUGAGCACACCUUGUCGGUCCGUGCUAUGCCAGCAUAUUCAAUGCUUCGAUGCAGCCUCGUAUUUGCAAUUACAGGAACAGGGACCGCAAUGGCUAUGUCCCAUAUGUAACCAAGCAGCUCCAUUCGAGAAUCUAGCCGUUGACGAAUACGUUAGAGACAUUCUCGAAAAUACGGCGGACGCGACCGAGCAAGUAACAAUCGAGCCCGACGGGCGAUGGUCGGCUCAGAAAACUGAGACUGUGCCGAAGAAAUCCCGCCACUCUAAUGCUAAGACUAGUAUUGAUGUUGAAGACGAUGUUUCCGUUGUCACAGAUAACCUGAGCCAUAGUAAUGGAUACGGCAGCACCCCGCAUCCCUACGCUACUCCUAUUCGAACUUUCAUGAGUGGGGAAACACCCGGGCCGAGCUCAAGGGAGCCGUCGGGCGCGCCGAGAUCUGGAGGUACUAAGCGACCUGCCCCUGAAGUUAUUGAUCUUACUCUCGAUAGUGAUGAGGAUGACGCACCGCUUUUUAGACCGACAAAAAAGGCCAGAGGGUCAUAUGAUAUGUAAAGAUAGAUUUAUG